CUCGAUUUUGAUUUUUAAAUAACAAUCGAAAAAUGGAAGAAUCAUUUAAUAUAAAAACAGAAAAUUUGGAACCUAAUCAAAUAUCAGAUAUGGAGAUGAAUUCUUCCACAAGUGAAUGUUUAGAAAGUGGGCAAGAUGAUAAUAAUAAUCAUCAUUCCAUUAAAAAAUUACCAGGAGUUACAAAUUUUAAUUGGAUAAUAAAGGAAUUCGAAAAGAAAAAUAAAAUUUUCAUGCGAUCGCAUACAUUUCGUAUUGAGGGAAAUCCUAAAAUGAAAUGGUAUCUUUUUCUGGAGAAAAAGAAACCCGCUUGUUCUUCGUGUGAAUUAAAUUUUAUUAAUGUUAAUCUUCAGAAUAUUUCCCUGGGAAAUAAUUUUUCAUCUGCAGUGAAAAUGAAAAUGUCACUAAGCUCAAAUUUUGAGGAGAAAACAUUCACAAGAAGUAUGAAAUUAACACGAAUAAAAUUGGGAGCAACGUAUACAUUUUAUGAUUCAAUGAAGGAGGAAGAAUUUAUUAAACUCACUCAACCAACCGGUUGUUUAAAUGUGAGCCUAACAGUCACUCCGCUGAAGCACAUUAAUAAAUCUAAAUCUGUCAAUAAAACGAAAACUUGCUCAAUAAUUGAGAAAAGUUUCGAAUCCUUUUUUAACAAUACGUCUUUAAGUGAUGUAACAUUUAAAAUUCAAGGACGUCAAUUUUCGGUCCAUAGGAUUAUUCUCGCUUCGGUUAGUUCGGUUUUCAUGAAAAUGUUUUCCAGCAAUGAGACGAACACAAACUUGAACGUCAUCGAAAUGAAUGACGUUGAUCCGGAAGUGUUCAAGGAAUUAUUACGAUUUAUUUACACUGGUCUUGUGGUGGAUUUAGAAAGCAUGGUGUUCGGUCUUUACGAGUUGGCGUAUAAAUAUAAUAUUCCUCUUUUGCUAUCAAAGUGUGAAAAAUGUCUUUCUAAUUCACUGUCCAUUGAGACCGUCAUCUACAUAUUGCAACUGGCCAAUUGUCACAAGUCGAAAAAUUUAAAAGACAAAUGUAUCAAAUAUAUUGAUGAACAUUUCGAACAAGUUAAGAAAACGGAACCUUUCCAAACUCUCGAGAGAGAAUUAUUGAUGGACAUACUGUGUGGAACGCGAACUACGAAGAAAUGAAUUUCGCAAAUUAUUUUUUUUCACUACUUUAUUUUGACUUUAAAAAAAUUUAA
Messenger RNA from Leptopilina heterotoma, 1192 nucleotides. RefSeq names its product protein roadkill-like. The coding region runs from base 33 to 1139 and encodes 368 amino acids. Gene Ontology annotation, molecular function: ubiquitin protein ligase binding. The transcript has 2 exons. Gene Ontology annotation, cellular component: cytoplasm. The record is from RefSeq and is a predicted model, not a curated record. Lineage: Eukaryota; Metazoa; Arthropoda; Insecta; Hymenoptera; Figitidae. Gene Ontology annotation, biological process: regulation of proteolysis; proteasome-mediated ubiquitin-dependent protein catabolic process.